AGUGUUGCUUAUUGCCCGGACGGCUGGCAGAGGGCAUAAAAACAGAUUCAGCGCUGUACUUGUGCACUGUUAGCCUCAAAAUUCUUCCCUCUGCUGUCUUUCUUACAACAUUCGAUACACUUUGCCAACCUACUUCACCUGCAAAAUCUCAUCGGGUUGACAUUGUGGACAUAUAUGAAUCUAUACGUGAAAGACAGCGUCAUGACAGCGAAAGGUCUACGUGUAGCACCUUAGAGCAGAAUGACAUAGAAGCAGUCCAGGCACUUGUUUGUAUGAGCUCCUGGGGUCAAAGAUCACAGAAAGGUGACCUAUUAAAGAUAAGGCCACUUACACCCAUCUCAGAUUCAGGUGACUUCACCAUGCAUGCAGAAGCUGCCUCUGAAUUACCAAAGGAUUAUCACUUUUUGUCUACACUGUGUAUGACCCCACCCCACAGCCCUGAUUUUGUUGAGCCAUCGACUACAAUGCUCCUUUCUUCACAAGUCACUUAUUCCAAGCCAAGGACAGUCAUGGCAAAUACAUCUGUUUGCGUAGUCACCUCUACAAACUGUGCAUCUGCCAUAGCCAAACCAUCUGUCAUAAACAUGGAGAGACAGUCCAGUCAGAAGUCAGCAAUACCUGAGCCACCUGCCCCUCAGCCUUGCAGGGCCAUGGCAACCAGUGUGAUACGUCAUACGGGCGAUAGUUCUGCUUACCCCCACAUUCCUGCUGUGCAAGUUAAGACAAAGGUAACUUCAGGCAAUUGCAGCACUUCCACAGACUGGUGUGAAGCACAAGACCGAAGACAUUCCAGAGUUUCAGAGGACAUGGAUACUGCUGAUGGUUUAAUUAGUGAUACUUCACCAGUACAUCAGGCUUAUGUGCACAACUCCAGUUGUAACGCUACCAAUAAAGGGCAACAGCCAAUACGGCCUGUUUCACCGCGGACUUGUUUACCAAAGAACUGUGACAACUACCUACAGAAAAAAGCCACCCAGCUGCUACCUACCCCUGUUUCAAACCCCCAAGUCAUCUGCCAAAUGAUCCCUUUUAACAGGCAAAGACGUAUGAUUUCUGCCUUUAUAAAACCCCCUACACAGACAGUCGCAACUACUGUCCAACCUAUUUUACCCCAAACAGCCCCAGUUUCUCAGCCUGUUCUCAUGGGAUCUUCUGUGCCUCAGGGGACUGUUAUGUUGGUUCUUCCACAGACUGCUGUUGCACAGACACCACAGUGCCAACAAACAGUAAUGACUGUUGGAAACACAAAGUUAUUGCCUCUUGCUCCUGCACCAGUCUUUAUUGCUUCUGGUCAAAGCUGUGCACCUCAAAUGGACUUCUCAAGAAGGAGAAAUUACGUUUGCAACUUCCCAGGCUGUAGGAAAACUUACUUCAAAAGUUCCCACCUCAAAGCCCAUCUUCGUACUCACACUGGAGAAAAACCUUUCAGCUGUAACUGGGAAGGCUGUGACAAAAAGUUUGCCCGCUCAGAUGAACUUUCUCGACACCGAAGAACUCAUACUGGAGAGAAGAAGUUUGCUUGUCCUGUGUGUGAUCGUCGUUUCAUGCGCAGUGAUCACUUGACAAAACACGCCCGACGUCAUAUGACUACAAAGAAAAUACCCAGUUGGCAGACACAGGUUGACAAACUGAACAGAAUUGCUACAGCAGAGAAACCUAAAAGUGAUGGUGCAUUGAACAUGCUCAUACCCAUACCAACCUCUGCCUAAGUGGGCUAGUUGGACAAAAAAUUUGCUCUCUGAACUUUCUAAAAGUCAGGAAGAGCUACAAUGGUUAAAACCGAAUUGACGAUGUUUUCUUAAUUUCUGUUCAUAUUUGCCUCUUUAAUAGGGUGGAAAAAAGGUAUGUAAUUAUUUUUUUCAGUUUAGGCUCUGUUCUGAUGAUAUCAUAUGAGAACUCAAUUGUGUGUGUGUCUCUCUUUUUUGGUUCCUCUUUUCCUCAACAUUUGGGCAUCCAGUCACCAGCACUUCAGAAAAGCAGAACUCUUUGGAAACAAUUUGGGUACUAGAGUAUUAAAAGCAAAACUCAUUUGAGUAACAAUUGCUGUUCAUAUUUGAUACAAAGUAAAACAAGUGAUUUUUAAUGUUUUAUAUACUAGUAUUUUCUAUACAAAAUAUAUUUUAUAUUUGUUCAGCUAGGGCUUAGCCUGCCGUCAUUGAAACUACUUGCAUAAGUAAAAGUGUGCAAAAUCAGACCUUUUGUUUGGAAACUGCUUUUCACUAAGCCGCAAGAAACUUAAUUAAAACAUUUUAUAAACAUAUAAACACAUUGGUUAACUCAGAAUGUUUUGGAACUCUACACAUUUAGAGCCUGAUCCAGCAAUCAGUUUGCACAGUCAGACCUUCAUUCAGAUGAGAUUGCAGGAGUGGGACUUAAAAGCCUGUUGCCAUUUACAACAACAACAACAACAAAAAAAUCUCCAGGAAUAAAUGUGCUUCUUGAAAUCCACAACAAUUAAUUGAAUUAGGUUCCUUGAAGGAAAAAAAUUGCACUUAGCAUGUUUCAUACAUUUCGCUGUGGUAAAUCCUUAUGACUUCAGGUGGAAGCUUGAAAGACACACACUCCUGAUUAGUUUUUGUUCUGACUGAGCAAAGUUUGGAGAGCCAAGACUAUUCAAGUGGAUGCACAAGGACAGCUGCUUCUGAAGAAUUUUGCCACCAUUAAGAGAUUUUUACUUGUUGAUGCUAAUCUGCUGCAAUCUACUAUAAACACAAAACUGGUAGAUGGUGACAAAACAGCUGUCAUGUGUAGUAAACUGGAUCUCUGAUUUGUAUUUCUCUGUUUUUAAAAUGUUAAGAGUUUUUUUUUUUGUUUUUUUUUUAUAUAGUGUUUAGGUUAGACUCUUGCACACCUAGUAAUGAACUGUUCAAGACUUCAGUUUGUGUAUCAAAAGCACACACCCAAAGUCUAAUUUAAAACACAGCCACUUUGUUAAACUGAUGAGCCUCUUAUGGCCUUAUACAUCAUGCUAUUUUGCAUGCAGAACCACUCUUCUCUAUGAAAUGAAAUAUUCUUCCUGUUGAAUGGACUUUCUUUUCCAUCAAAGUAGGUUAUGACUAAGAUGAAUUGCAAAAUUGCCAGCUGCAGGACUGCUCUGUUGUAACUUUCUUUAGUAGCAUAGUAUGAUUAACAAAAUUAAAUGUGUGUAGCACAACUAGAUCACUCAGCUUCUGUGUCAAGAAGAGCGCACACACACACACACACACACACACUAUAUUAACAAGCAAAGAUGUUUGCUGUAGUGCUGAGAUCAGACUUGGUGUAACAUCUGACAUUUCAUUAGUACCCAGAAUCAUUGGCUAUAGAACAGACUAAAAAUAGCUUUUUGACUAGCGUGGUACCUUCCUUAAUCCAAAUAUUUCUGUUCUGUCGGUUGAUUCCUUGUGCAACUUGGCUGCUUCUAUUGCAAACAUCUUUUAACAUUAACAAUUUCAUAAGGACUUUGCCUGAAGCUUAUUUAUUUAUUUCAUUUGAGUCUAAAUUUCCUAUCGUGAACAGCCUUCUCCUUAAAGUGUGGUUCUAAUCUGAAAAGUAAUAAUAUAAAAAUGGUAUUUUCAUACUCCAGGUCAUCUGCUUCUUGUGUGUGCAUUCAGUUGCAUCUCCCUCUUUACUGACAAAGUAUGUUUUUGCUACUCUUUGCUCUUAUGAGCCUGUCAAGUCAACACAACUAAUAGAGCAUGAGCUGGAUUCUCUUCCAUUUUGCAAAAUAAUGGUUUACUAAGUUCAGUCUAUUACACUUUUUGAAAUCCACUGAGUGUCCAUAUGGAACAGUAUUUCAAUUUGAAGUAAAAUGAUUGGACUUUCCUACUACCAGCAAAUAAUACAUUGAAACUGUCAGUAAUAUUGAGCUUUUGAGAAGAUAUCUAAAUUUCCAGAUGAAUAAAACAUCAAUAUUUGGAAAUGUGCUGCAUGUUGCACUGCUUCAUUAGUCUGAAAACUUGGUUUUGUUGUGCAGUAUAUUGGUCUGAUUCUGCGCACAUAUGGACUGGUGCAAACACGCUGAAAUCAGUUUAUAGUUCAUGUGAAGUCAGUGAAGCGCAUGUGUAACAGCAGAAUAUACUCCUAUAUCUAGGUUUUUAUGCCUCUGGUUAUAGUUAUUGGUAAUUUUAAGAUUAUGCUAAAUUGAAACAUUGCGCUCAGUGUACUUAAUUUUUGUGCAUAUCCUUUAAAAUGUCCAAUCGUUGUUCAUUUGACAUUUAUUAUGACACAGCUAAUCAUCUGUACUCCUGGGGGAAUUCUGCCCCACUGCGCAUGCACAGAAUUUUAUGUGCUUUGCAGAAUUUUUUUCCAGCAGACAAUACAUGCUGGGAAGGUGCUGCAGUUACUCCUUUUGCCCACCAGGGGCUGUUGUGUCGUCAGAACAGAGAGCAGCCGCUUCUGUGCGGGAGCAGCCGCCGCUGCAGAUAGGGAAGAAGGAGAGGCUGCCUUCCUCACAGCGUCCUGCCUGUGGGGCCAGGUCAGAAGGCACAGGAUAUGGGGGGACAGACAGCAUGGGCUGCUGGGGAAAAGGUCACAGACGAGUUCAGAAAGGCAAGUGGGGGCACAGAUUGGGGCGGGGACUGAAUGGGAGUGGGGGUGCAGGGACACGUGGGGAAGUAGGGUGGCUGAGUGGGGGUGCAGGGACACGUGGGGACAGGGGGAGAUGUGCCUGUCUGAGAAGGGCUAGGGGGUCAGUCAGUGUCUGCAUGAUGGAGGCUCCCUAACAAUCCCUCCCUGUUCAAAAAACACCCAGCGUGAUAUUUUGACAAAAUAUGCAAAAUUUUGCAGAAUUCCCCCAGGAGUAAUCUUGUGUAUUGCUGUAUGUAUGCAAAUGUUUAUUUUUCAAAGGGCUACAUUGUAAUUCCUCUUUUUGGUAAAGUGGAUACUUGGACUGUUACUCUUGUGGUGUUUGAGUACUGACAGGAUACAAGCUUAAUUCCAUUGCAAAAAAAGAUUAGCCCUGCUCUUCAUGCUCUAGGGAAGAGAAGAGCAAAAAAAUCUGCCUAUGGACUGUAGUGCGACUGGGUGGCUUUUUUACUUGACCCAAACAUGACAUAUCAACUUCAAAACCUAUUUUGGUAAACAAUUUUUUUUUAAUUUGGCAGAAUAUUUUGAUAUUUCCCAGUAGCAGAACAGUUUUGGAAACACCCUGUAAGUAAUUUUGUAGAUGGUCUUGUUCUUUUGCUUGUCAGAGAGAGAAAAAGAUGCACAGGAGAGUAUGGGAUAAAAUUCUGCCCAUAAAUGUGCAAGCAUAGUUGUCACUGGUCCCUGUGCCCUGUUCGCAAUACCUCUAUCUCCUAUUUACUUAGGAGUUAGGGCCACUUAGAAGUCGGCAGGAACUGUGUGUGAGCAUUAGACCGUGCUUAUUUAGAACCUGAGCCUGCAAAUAGCUGAAUAGAACUGAGCAAAUAAUAGAUUUUUUUGAUUUGGGUGCUGAACUGAAAAGUUUAAAAAAAAAAAAAAAAAAAAAAAAAGGCAAACCAAGCAAAUUUUUUGAAAUUUUUAAUCAAACAGAAACUUGGAAAACUUUCAUUUCCAAUUGACUGAAACAUUUCAGGUAGAGUCAAAACAGUUUUGUCGUGUUUAUAUUCGUUAUGAGUGAUUUUGUUUUCAUUUGGCAGUUUUGGGGUAUUUUUCACCCUCUUUUGUAGUGAUGGUCCUUUUUUUUUAAAAAAAUUGGCCAAAUUUGAUAAUGGAAUGCGAUUUUAAAGCAAAAUGUCAGAAAGAAAUGUUUCUAAAUGAUUGAAAUGAAAUGUUGACUUUUCCACACACAAAUUUCAAGGUGUUUUGGCUGAAACUGUUUGUCAGAUUUUACCCAAAUUCGGGAAUAGUUUUUGACGCUCUGAAAAAGGCAUUUUUUUGGUGAAAUUUCUAUUAGCGGAAAUAUUUCACCCAAUGCUAUGGCUGAACGUAUCCUGUGAGGUGUUUUGAGGGCGCUCAUACUGUUGGGCCCAAGGGAAGCAAAGUACUUUUGUAAAUGUGCUUGAAUAACUAAGCCAAAAUUUGAAACUUUUUCUUGCACAGUAUAAGGGAGUAGAAACAGAAAAAUGAAGUUGUCUCAGUGGAUUAAACAUGACCAGGUAAACUGUCCUAGUGCACUUUAAUGCCUGCACAAUUUUGUUCAGUCUUUUUACUGCGAGCCUAUAAGUAUAUUUCAAAAUAAAUUUUAAAAUUUUCA
Molecule: messenger RNA, 6157 nt
Organism: Trachemys scripta elegans
Lineage: Eukaryota; Metazoa; Chordata; Testudines; Emydidae
Gene: KLF11
Product: Kruppel like factor 11
Exons: 4
Coding region: 273-1709 (478 amino acids)
Biological process (GO): regulation of transcription by RNA polymerase II
Molecular function (GO): DNA-binding transcription factor activity, RNA polymerase II-specific; RNA polymerase II cis-regulatory region sequence-specific DNA binding
Source: RefSeq, a predicted model, not a curated record